This is a messenger RNA of Zootoca vivipara (common lizard), 7487 nucleotides long. RefSeq names its product proline rich 36 (gene PRR36). The record is from RefSeq and is a predicted model, not a curated record. NCBI's taxonomy places the organism in Eukaryota, Metazoa, Chordata, Lepidosauria, Squamata, Lacertidae.
GGAGCUCCGUCCGCCAUCUUGGAUGCGGUUUAGAUAGGAUUUUUUCUACUUACUAAUUUUUAGAUAGGAUUUUUUUUCUACUUACAAACUUUUUCUCCCAAUGCAUUCCUAUGGGAUUCGACUUACAAAUUUUUCCAACUUACAAAUGUGCAUUUGGAACGCAUUAAAUUCGUAAGUAGAGGUACCACUGUAGAGCAUUGGUAGUGUCAACUUUGGACCAUGUGGCUUGGCAGCCCUCCCCUUGUCUUCUGCCCUCUCCCCUGGAGAGGAGUGCUAUUAUGUACAGUAUUGUAGCCUCUGCAGCUACAGUUCAUGACACUUCUGCUCAGGUGCAAAAUUGCCACUGGCAACAAGGCUUGGAGAAUAGUUGGUCCCCAAUCUGCUGUGCAAACUGCAUCAGGUGCACCCAAGGUUCUCAUAAGGGGAGCUCUCCCAACCUGGUUCCCUCCAGUUGCUUUCGGCUUCAGCCAGCGUGCUGUACUGGCAGGGGCUGAUUUGUUGGCAGAGGCUGUUCUGGUCAAAUCAACCCAAGAUUCAGUGCAUGGCGGUUGCCUAAGGCCGUCAGCUCUUUUGUAUGCUACAUGCCAGUCCUGGAUAAUCAAUGUGGAUAAACCUUGCAUUUUAAAUAGGCUCCAAGUGUGUGUAAGAGUGAGGCAUUUGGCUGAAACAAAUUUGCAUCUUCUGUUUUGCUGUUCACCUUGUCUCAGAGGUACCGUAUUUUUCUGUCUAUAAGACGACUCCAUGUAUAAGAUGCCCCCUAUUUUGAGGGAUUCCAAAUUAUGAAAACACCCCUCAGCAGUACCCAUUUUUAACCUAUUUUAAGAGCCCCAAUUUUAAACCUAUUUUUUUGGUUUAAAAAAACCCUAGUCUUACACACAGAAAAAUACGGUGCUUCAACUUUCCCUGUAGAGUUUUGAGUCUUUCCUCAGUUUAGAGGCACCGAUAAGUCAGUUGGGAAGGCAUAGGGAACAGAGCAUGGUGAGGAGUAUCAGGUUCUCCUUCUGCUGGUGGAUUUGGUGUUUCUUUCUCACCACAUCCCCCAACCUUGAGUGCUCUGUGGUUUUGAUGGAACGCUGUGUUUUGUUUUGUUUUGCUGGGAGUGAUGGAACCUGCUCUCUGGGCAGCAGUGUUCCUGAUUUGUCACUUUGCUCCACAAAGGGGACUGCACAGUGGCAGAAAUAGGGCCAAUCUAAUGAACAACACAACAUUGGCCUUCUGACUCUUAAGGUGGAUCCUAGCAACACAACAGUUGCUUUACUGAUUUGACUUCCCAGUAAGACUCCAACAUAAGGCAGCUGCCACUUUGACUUUGGCAUCCCUAGAAGAUUAGUUUCGUACUGCGUGGAUUUUCAUGCUUUUCUUUGCAGUCCACCAACAUAGAAUCCACCUCUCUGAAAGCUUUUAGCAACAAGCUGCAGAGAGUUUCAUGUGACUAGAUGGCUACAUAUGAAUGCUUUUGUGUAUAUAGUCAGUGCUGGCUUUUUGCAUCCAAAGCAGCUAGGUUCAGCUUGCUGAACCAACAGGAUGUGAGAGUCAUCUGCAAUACUACACACAUUCCCCACAGAGCUUCAUUGGGGUGGGGUUCCACACAAAGUGUUGGUGAUCCUCUUUUUCAGGUCGCACCUGGCCUAGCGGUUCAGAGAGAUACGGACAGCCUGCCCAGUGUCAGUCGGUGCAAAGAUGGAUGACAGUGGCGCUGCUGGUGGAGACCCAGCUCCACGGCUGAAUGGCGUGGCAACGGCCAAUAAAGGACCCCGGGCUGCCUGUCCACCUGCAGCAAAGCAAACGCCCAACAGGAGCCCUCGGGCUCCAGUGCAGGCCCCUGGCAGGAAGCAGCCAGGAGCCCCUACAAGUCGUCCUCCUACAGUUCCUUGCAGUGCCCCCAGAAUGCUCAGCAAUGGAGCAGCUAGGAAGCCCCCCGUGUUGCAGACGAAGCAGCCAGUGGCCAAGGCCAGUACUGCCACCAACUUGUCUACUAAGGGGGCAGUGAAAAAGGUCGUGGGAGACAGACCCAGCGGGUCAAAGACUUCAGAAAGGAUCAGUCAGGAGAAGGAGGUGCAGCAGAAACCCACAAAAGUGGAAACGCAGGUGACAGCUUCAGCACCGAAGGCAACUUCCACGAAAGUCAAGAGACCUGAACAGACAAAGCCCCCCAGAACUUGGUUGCCAGGGACCAAGAAUUCAACUGCAUCAGCCCUAAACAGGCCACCAGCCAAUAGCACCGCAGCCAACAGCAAAGGUGUAGGGAAACCUAAGCAGGCAGCGCCAGCUGCUGGUCAAGCUGUAGAAGCGCAGCAGAAGAGCAAUCCGGCUACACAAAGAGAUGCUUCCAGAGCUGUCCCGACCUCUAAGGCGAAGCCUUCAAGAUCAAACCCUGCUGUGAAGAUGCCGCCUGCCCCCUCCAGGCACCCCAAACUCCCAAACUCCAAAUCUCAGUCCGAGCAAAACCUCGGGCAAAGGAAUGCGGCCACCCCUGCGAAUACCAAGCUUUCGUCGAAGAAGUUCUCAGAGUCCACUAAGCCCAGAACUCCUGCCAAGGCGGCUGGUGGGACUUCGCAUCCGCCCACGCCACAAAGAGCUGCUGCCUCUGCUUCCAAGGCUUCUCCUGCAGGGGGCAGUCCAGGCAAGAAGGUCCCCAAGAAAGAUGCCCUUCCGAGCCAAGAGCAGGCCCCCUCUCAAAAGAAGGUCCAGAAGGCCAAGGAAGGGCAUGCCAUGGUGGGCACCGGUGAAGCAGAAAGCAUCUCCAUAGAGGAGGCAGGGCCCAUAGAACAAUUAGAACCUGCAACAGAGGUAGAGACUGUUUCCUUGCUAGACUCCCAAGAGGCAGUGUCUGAGACCUGCUGGGUGGAAGCAGUGGCGACUGAGCAGUUGGAGCCAGGGGGCUUGGAAGGGGAAGACUGGGCUGGAUAUCCCAGCAUGAAAGUGCUAACUCCAGCCGUUCUUGAGGCACCCCUGUCCUCGCUUGAUCCACAAGAUGUGACGGUCGCUUCCUCUCCCACCGAGAUGCACCCAGUGAUCCUUGUCACACCUUUGGCUUUGCCUAGUCCAGAUGAUGGGAAGGACUCUUCCGCUCCUACUGAGAUGCACCCAGCAGUCCUUGCAGCUCCUCUGGCUUCGUCUAGCCCACAAGAUGUGACGGUCUCUUCCUCUCCCACCGAGACGCAUCCAGCAGUCCUCGAGGCACCUCUGGUCUCUCUGCCUCCGCAAGAUGUGAACAUCUUGUCUCUUCAUGACGAUGAGAUACAUGAUUUGGCCGCCUCUGAGGUCCUGAACCUCCCUGGUGACGAAAUACUGGGCUUGCAGGCAGCUUGCACUUACGAACCAUCCCCUCCUGUUGAUUCGGGGCUUGCUUCCCAAACUUCAACGCUGGAAUCUUCCCAGCCUAGGCAGGCAGGCACAGACUCUGAGUACUUGGAGGAGCAAGUCUUUCCGCGCCUUGAUGUUCCAGUGGCUGUUGAGCAGCCGCACUUACUGCUUGACGUGGAAGAGCCUUGUGAAGGCAUAAGCCACCUCUCAUCACCCGGCACCCAGGUGUCCACUGGGGAAGAUGUCCCCAUGCCUAGCUGUGUGGAAGGAUUCCAUUCUCCCGGGUCUUUGGUUCCAGAUAUUGGGUUGCUUGAAGAGCCCCAAACUGCCAAACCUCUGGCACAGACAGCAGAGGAACCGGAGGUGUCUGUCCUCACAGCAGAGCAGCCCUCCUCAUCCAGCCAGGCAGGUCCUCCCCUGGAAACUAUGGCAGAGCCUUGGGCAGCUGAACAUGAAGUGAUGGACGAGGUCCUAAGCCUGCCUUGUAGCCCAGAGGUGGAGUGGCAGGUGGACGGGGCCCCACUGGAGGCAGAGACAGAGAGACUGAGGAGGAGCCCGCUAGAGCUUGCAGCUGAACGUAGCGAGGCAACACAGGAAGUGGUCACUUCUCCACAGGCUGAGAGGCCACACACAGCUGCCAUUUAUACUGACGAUGAACUCCUGGAGCCUCCACAUGCAGCAGAAUCUUCUGUAAUCGGUGAGUUUGUUCAGGACCAGGCCCCACUCUCUCCCCAGACCCCUGAAAGCUUGCUUCCCACAGAAUUUGCUGGAGAACCUUCUGUAGCCCACGGCGACCCGUUCAGUUGUUUGGGUGGACACCCCGCAAUUGGAGGCCCUGUGGAUAAUGGUGGUGGUGAUGAUGAUCCAAUGCUCCCAGAAAUGUGUGUGGAUAACGUGAACCAAGAGGAGGCUCCUGCGGGGGAAGCUCCAGGCUUUCGGCCCCAUCUCUCAGGGGAGCUCUCUCCGAGCGGUGUGGCUCAGGUGUUGGUGCACAAACCCCAGACCUUGCCCUUGAAGAGCCUUGAGCUGCUGCAGGAGCCUCCCGCCCAGCUCCCCGAGCUCCCAGACUUGCUGCUGAGUAGCACAGUGCUGACCACGACCCAGUCCCCAGAGAGGGGAGGCUCCUCUUCAAAGUCCAGCACUUUAAGCGGACCCGAUUUGGCAGGCAAGAGCAGCAGCGAGACCAGCACUCCCGAGGAACUGCUGGACUAUGACAGCAGCUCCGGGAUAGAGUCCAAGUCGGAGGAGAAACUGGAGCAGACCUGCCACCAGCUCCUGAGCCCCCUGGAGGACCUGCCUGGCGAACUGGACUUGGGCAUCCACAUGGAGAAGGGAGAUGACGAGGCAGAGACCCUGCCUGCUGACGAGGUCCUUGGCGACCCGCCCACUGAGCCCACCGUGUCCUCCGAGGAGGAAGCCGAGCUGGACACUGAUCUCCUGAAGGACCCGGGCUUCUCCAAAACGGCAGUGUGCCUGUCGACUUCUUUCCCAGGCAAGCCGCCCUUGCCCCACUCCGUGGAGGAGUCUGACGAGCCGGGCUCUGGAGACGCGGGCACCGAGACCCCGGCCUCCACCAACUCUGCCGCCUCUUGCGACGUCUUUGGCGCCUUCCACCUCCACUCCACCGACAGCUGUGGGAAGAGCCCUGGCCUCUCUUCCCUCGAGAGCGAAGAGGGCAGCAAGGACCAGCUCCCCAAAGAGACCGGCAGCAAGGCCCCCGUGGAUUGGGAGCAGCAUUCCUUGCAGGCCUCGCCUGCUCCCCAGAAGACGACUGGAGGGCAGGGUGAAGAGUCAUCCCAGCCUUUCACUGCCACUUAUAGCUUGGCUGCAGGUGACAAUGGGGCUGGCCUGCCCUUCCCCUGGGGACCAUGUCCGUCAGAGAUCCUCUCCACUAUCUAUGAAGUGGAAAGUGGCGCUGAGACUCCUGGCCCGGACGAAGAGGACGGGAGCCGCCAUUUGCGCGCUGCGUCCCGAGACCAGGCUCUUCACCUAGGAAGCAUCCAGGCCACAAUGGUGCAGCAGCUGAUCAGCCGGACGCUGCUCUUCUCAGCGGAGGCCCCUUCCGGGGCAGCUGGUGGGAAGGGAGCACUGAGCAGCGAAGCAGAGAUUGGCAAGUGGACCGAACUGAUCUCUCCUCUGGAUGAAUCGCGGGCCAGCAUCACUUCUGUGACGAGCUUCUCCCCAGAGGACAUGUCAUCCCCACACGGGGACUGGACUGUGGUGGAGGUGGAGACCUUCCACUGAAUUUGUUUCCUUGGAAAUGGAAAGUUUCCCUUGGGGGGAAUUUUGACUUGUUGUCCCCCAACACCCUUCCCCUUAGGUACGAUCCAGCCGCUCCUGUAGGGGCUUCAGAAUCUAGUGUUAGCUGACUGCGGGGGUGUUCCCCCUCCCCUUCUCCUGAUCUCUUGGGCAGCUAAUGAGAAACACUAUGAGAUGAUUGCUCUGUUGGCUUUUACCGUAGCUUAGCCACUGUUUUUGCCACUUGACAGAAAGUGCAAAUUUGCUUUUGAGCUGCUUUUAGCUCACUGGACCCACUCUACAUUUUGUUUGGGUCUUCAGUGAUAUGGGGCAGCUUCUACACUUGUUUGAGACAGUCCUGUGCAACUUCGCCUGGUAAGUGCUGGCGGGUGGGGGGGAACACACCCUUCUGCUUUUGGUUGACAUAGCAAUACUUUCUCUACUUGGCUGGGGGCUGCCCCCAGCCAUAGAUAACCAACAGUCUGAUACAGCUACUGAUGUGGCCUUGGAGUUCCACAUGGAUUUAUUGGCAAUUAAUGGCUACAAAUGGUCCUCCACCGACAUAAGGGGGGGGGGAGCAUCUACAAGUGAGGAGGAACUCCUGACUUUGGGCAUUUCUGUACUUCUCAGGAGUGGGUCAUGCCCCAAGUUUCAAAGUGUAUCUGUUUGGUGAGGGGGCUUGUGCUUGUGUGUGGUUUGCCAUCUAAGUGCCCAUCAACUUUGUUGGUUUUUUUUUAUGUAGACAUCUGUACCCUGUCCAGGGGAAAGAAUAAUGAGAAUCUGUUUGGGAAUUAUUCUGCUUGGGAAUUGUAUGGUCCAGGGUGUCUUCUUCCUGGGAGCUUGAACCCAAAGUUCAGUAUAGAGAAGUGGACAAGUUUGCAGUGCCAAUGCAGAGAUGCAGCAGGUACCUCUUAACACCUGUGCUACCCUGUCCCAAUAUUGGCACAACAGUAGCAGCCUGCAGGUUUCCUAUGGUGCUUUGCAGGGAUAGCUGUGCCAUUCCCAGGGACUUCCUUUCUUUGAUGAUGGACAAAUGCAAUGGACUCUGCUGUAACAGGUUUUAAUGGCGAUGUAAUGCUGCAUCUUUUGUUCUGGUAAAGGCCUCCUAGCAUUUGCUGGUAUUAAGUGGGGCAAAAUUACUGCCUGUACCCCACAUGCCAGUUGUGGGACAUCAUGUCCCAUCACAGGGAUUUAAAAAAAUAAAAUGAAAAUCCUUCACCUCCGCAUACUUUGGCACGUAGCACAGGACCACUUGCUAGAGAAACUCCUGAGCAGUGCAGAGGUAGAAAUGCCUUUGGCGCAUUACUAUCCUCCAUUUCUGCCUGCUACAAUGGAGAUGGCAGAAUUUAGGAUUCUCGAGUCAAUUACCUUGAGAGAUUAGUGCUGCUAGGAAAAUGUUACAUGAGAUGGAGAAGCUUGUUUUCUAGGUAGGGACAAGGCGCCCAUGUUGGUUAGCCCUGCCUUGCUUGUGGGCCUGAAAGUGCUCAUGCAUUACGUAUUGCUAUGGCGGAAGUAGCCCAACUCUGAAACCUAUCAUGUGCUUGACAAUAUGGUCCUUCUGUUCAAUGCAUUCAGAAAUGGUUUUCCUCUUGGUAACCCUUGUCCAUGCAGCUAUAUGUGCCUUGAAUGCAGGAUUUGGGGAGUAUCUCUUACAACUUGAUGGAACUGUAGCUUUUUGUAAUAAUAUCAUUGGAAAUGGAGCCUUAUUAACUGUAACAGGGUGUGUGCCCCCCCCCCCGAAGUUUGCAUGUGUGUGACUGCUUUUGUAAUGUAGCAUAUUGUUGGUGAUAAAUUAUGAUAGAUUUUUCUUAGUUUCUUAAAAUAAAGAUGAACUUGAGUUUCCACUGUUGUGGCUCUGUGUUUUUUUGGGGGGGGGCAGCUUAUAUGAUAAGGGUGUAGUAUAUAUAUAUUUCCUCAAAAUAGGUUUCAGUUCUAAUACAAUU